Messenger RNA from Cydia splendana, 1548 nucleotides. RefSeq lists its product as uncharacterized. The transcript has 6 exons. Bases 209 to 1156 code for a protein of 315 amino acids. The record is from RefSeq and is a predicted model, not a curated record. Lineage: Eukaryota; Metazoa; Arthropoda; Insecta; Lepidoptera; Tortricidae.
CCUCUCUUCACGUCGGCCCAUAGACAAAAAAUGAUAACAAACAUGGCGUCCCCAUGAAGCGUCAUUAGAUUGAAUUUGUUUAGUUUUUUUGUCGAUAAAACGAUAGCCGCGCCUCUGGAUUAUGUGGUUACAGACAGGACGGAAUCUCGAUGUCAUCGUGCGGGCGAGGCGGAGCGUGGCUGCGGGCUGCGGGCUGCGGUAGAGCGCGAUGCACGCGGCGGCGGCGCGCUACGUGUCGGUGAGCGAGCUGUACUCGACGGACGAGGUGGAGCUGCUGCUGGACGAGAUUCGCGACCUGGAGCCCACUAGCUGCCGCGGCGAGGACAUACAGUCGGCGGUAGACGCGGGUGCGGUGGCGGGUGCGGGUGCGGGGUCGGGGUCGGGUACAAGCGCGGGUUUGGUGCAGGACUUCGAGAUCGCGGGCAGCGGGCUGGGCGCGACGGCGGGCUCGGGCGCGCGCUCGCCGGGCUCGGGCUCGGGCUCGGGCGCGGGCACGGAGCGCUCGUGGGACUCGCACGCGCACUACCGCCGAGCGCCGCCGCCGCCGCCGCGCCCGCUCGCGCCCGUCUACUGCCGCUGCCGCCAUCUGCUCACCAAGCAGGGCGCGGCCAUGCUCUUCAUUACGCUGUGUUCGCUGGGUUGCGCCAGCUGCGUGUGGGCCGGCGCGGGGCUGCAGGUGUGGGCGCUGCCGGGCGCGGGCCGCGUGCGGCUGCUGCAGCUGGGCGCCGUCACCAGCACCCUGCUGCACCUGGCGCUGCUCCUGCUGCGCAUCACCAGCCUCGACGCGCUGCUGCCGCUGCGCUGGGACAAGCUGGGCCUAGCAGUGCACGCGUGGAGCGGCAGCACCCUCCUAGCCGGCGGCGCGGGCUCCCUGCAUGCGUUACUGCAGCCCGAGUACCGGCUCGCGCCCACGUCUCUCAUGGCGCUGUUAUACACUGCCUCGGGGUUGGGGCUGAGCGCGGCGUGCCUGUGCUUGACGCUGGUGGGGCUGGCGGUGCGCUUGUGCGCUCGGGAGGCGGGGGCCGGGCGGGCGGGCUCGUCGCGCUCGGCGCGCGCCGCCUACCGCGCCGUGCCCGCCGCGCCCGCCGCGCCCCAGCCGCCCCAGCCGCCCCAGCACCAGCCCGUGCCCUCCACCAGCCGCCAGAACCCCUUAUAGUGAAGGCCCCGAGAGUCCGUUAGUGUAGGAGGUGAACGGUUCGACCGGUCGGUUUGCACAAAUUCUCCUAGUCCUUAGCUCGCCCGGCGGCCGUGGUGGGGCGCCGCGCGGGUCGGCCGUGUUCGCUUGUAAUCGGGUAUAUUUAUCGUUCGGGGCGGCUCGCCCUAGGUUUAAGGGAAGAUAUAUACUAAGAUUGUUAUAGGAAAUAAUUUUAUACUGUCCGAUCUCAUGUGACUGCCGUUUCGUUUGCCGUAUGUAUCGACAUAUCACAUUUGGUUCCGCGCCCGGCUCCCGCCCGGUGCGCUCCGGUUCUACUUACGAUCUCAUAAACGGACUAUGUGCGAGUGAUUUUUACUUUUCAAUUUUAAUUAUAAUAUAUGGUUUUUAUACAA